AUGGCAGAAAUCACACACCCCACGAUCAAGGAUGGCUGGUUCCAAGAGCGCAGCGACAUGUGGCCCGGCCAAGCCAUGACCCUCAAAGUAAACCAAAUCAUCCACCACGAAAAGAGCAAAUACCAAGACGUCCUCAUCUUCGAAAGCAGCGACUACGGCAUGGUCCUCGUCCUCGACAACGUCAUCCAAUGCACCGAGCGCGACGAGUUCAGCUACCAGGAAAUGAUCGCCCACCUCGGCCUCUUCUCCCACCCCAACCCCAAGCGUGUCCUUGUGAUCGGCGGCGGAGACGGCGGAGUCCUGCGCGAGAUCGUGAAGCACGAGAGUGUGGAGGAGGCGGUGCUGUGUGAUAUCGACGAGGCUGUGAUCAGACUGAGCAAGAAGUACCUCCCCGGCAUGAGCGUAGGAUUCCAGCACCCCAAGGUCAAGGUGCAUGUGGGAGAUGGCUUCAAGUUCCUCGAGGACAAGAAGGACACCUUCGACGUCAUCAUCACCGACUCCUCCGACCCCGAAGGACCGGCAGAGGCACUCUUCCAGAAACCCUACUUCGAGCUGAUCAAUGGUGCGCUGCGAGAAGGCGGUGUAAUGACUACCCAAGGUUCCGAGAACCCCUGGCUCCACCUUAAGCUCAUCGUCGAGCUCAAGAAAUCCUGCAAGGAGAUCUUCCCUGUUGCCGAGUAUGGCUGGACCACCAUCCCGACAUAUCCUAGUGGGCAGAUCGGGUUCAUGGUGUGCAGCAAGGACGCGAAGAGCAAUGUUAAGAAGCCGCUACGGUCGUUGAGUGCCGAGGAGGAGGACCAGCAGUUCAGGUACUACAGUAAGGCAGUGCAUGAGGCGGCUUUCGUGUUGCCCAAGUUUGCGGAGAAGGCUUUGCAAUAG
Molecule: messenger RNA, 879 nt
Organism: Recurvomyces mirabilis
Lineage: Eukaryota; Fungi; Ascomycota; Dothideomycetes; Mycosphaerellales; Teratosphaeriaceae
Gene: SPE3
Product: putrescine aminopropyltransferase
Exons: 3
Coding region: 1-879 (292 amino acids)
Biological process (GO): polyamine metabolic process
Molecular function (GO): catalytic activity
Source: RefSeq, a predicted model, not a curated record